Ceratosolen solmsi marchali is the source of this 1813-nucleotide messenger RNA. RefSeq names its product solute carrier family 22 member 3-like. Gene Ontology annotation, biological process: transmembrane transport. The record is from RefSeq and is a predicted model, not a curated record. Gene Ontology annotation, cellular component: membrane. Gene Ontology annotation, molecular function: transmembrane transporter activity. The transcript is spliced from 9 exons. Lineage: Eukaryota; Metazoa; Arthropoda; Insecta; Hymenoptera; Agaonidae. The coding region runs from base 22 to 1788 and encodes 588 amino acids.
GAGGAGAAGGAGGCGGAGGAGAUGGCGAUGCAGCGGAUGGUGGAGAAUGGCGAGGGGGUGAGGGAGAGUGACGGUGAACGGGCGGAAAUUGAGUGCGAGAACACCACGGAAAGGACUGUCCUGAGGACGAAGCUCCUCUCGUUCGAUGACGCGCUGCCCUGCGUCGGGGACUUUGGCAGGUACCAGUUGUACCUGCUCUUUGCUCUCCUGCCAUACAGCAUCGCCUACGCUACGCUCUAUUUCUCCCAGUUCUUCCUGACCCUCGUACCUCGUGAGCACUGGUGCAAGGUCGACGAGCUCAUGGACGACUUAACGGCUGAGCAGAGAGUCCGGGUGGCCAUACCCGAGAGCGGCAAGUACCCCUUUUACGACACGUGUCACCGAAAGGAUCUCAACUACAGCGCCCUACUCGACAACGAUGGACUCGGGGACGUCGGCGUCUGGACGACUAAUCGCACCAUCGGCUGCGAACGUUGGGAGUACAAUUUCACCCAGAUACCCUACAAGAGCAUCGGCGUCGAGCUAGAUUGGGUAUGCGAACGCGGCUACCUCAUCUCGACGGCCCAGGCGAUCUUCUACUGCGGCUCGAUAACCGGGGGCUUCCUCUUCGGCUGGAUCGCGGAUCAUCGGGGCCGCUUGCCAGCCCUCGUCCUUUGCAGUGGCUGCAGCUUCCUUGCCUCAGUCGCCACGGCCUCGGCCACGAGCUUCUGGUUCUUCGCCCUUUGCCGCUUCUUUGCCGGCCUCGCCUUCGACAACAUCAUCAACAUACCCCUUAUAAUUGUGAUGGAGUACAUGGCUGUGAGGAAACGCAUCCUAGUGGUGAACGUAGCAUUCGGUAUGUACUUCGCCCUUGGCAGCACAGUCCUACCCUGGAUUGCCUACUACAUCGCCGACUGGCGCUAUUUCAGCUACGUGUCCGCUCUGCCUCUCCUCAGCUGCUUCAUUACACCCUGGAUACUCCCGGAGAGUGCGAGAUGGUACAUAUCGAAUAAAAUGUCACAUAACGUCAUUCGGAAACUCAAGAGAAUUGCCAGUAUCAAUAGAGUAGAGCCAGAUGUGCAUUUUUAUGAAAAUUUUUAUAAAAAUAUUAACUCGGUUGACAAUAUAUCGAAAUCAGCUACAUUAGUCGAUUUAUUUAAAACACCAAGAUUGGCAAAAACAACAAUUAUUUUAACUGCAGUAUGGAUGCUGACAGUUAUUGCAUUCGAUGGUCAUGUAUAUUCAUUGAAUUUACUGAAGAAUUCAGUCUUCGUGUCAUUUUCAUUGGCCUGCGUGACGGAAUUUCCGGCAGGUUUUUUGCUUACUUUACUACUUAAUCGCUGGGGUCGAAGAUUUUGCAGUUUCAUAACAAUGGCUUCGACUACAAUAUUUACCAUUACCGAGCUUCUUCUCGAAUCAGAAAUAGCGAAAUUGGUCAUGUCAAUGUUUUCGCGAUUCGUUCUUAAUAUGGCAGCUAAUGUGGGAUUACAGUAUGCCGCAGAAUUAUUGCCAACUCCAGUGCGAGCUCAAGGCGUUGGAAUGAUUCAUGUAUUCGGAAUCCUUGGGCAUUGUAUGGCGCCGUAUAUCGUUGAUACCGCACAAUGGUGGACGAACUUGCCGAUGCUCAUUAUUAGCGUGGUAUCUUUUAUCUGUACUAGCCUCGUUCUGUUUCUGCCUGAAACCCGAGGUCGCGAUUUACCACAAACCUUACAACAAGGCGAGGAUUACGGCAAGGACCAAAAAUUCUGGAAACUGCCCUGUCUAAAUAAAUUGGAGGACAAUUACCAAGAUGGGCGCAUCAAUAAUUGACUGAUUAUAAUCGAAAGAUAUAAAA